AGAGUUGAUGUGCUAAACUGCUCUACACACGCUAAAUGAACGGAAGUGAGUUUCUCUUCCGGAUUGAAUUAGAGGCACAGGGCCUAGUCCAAAAUCUUGAGGAAGGCUGCAAGUUGAGUGAUGUAGCACAGUGGAUCUAGGUUGAGUAGAAGCAUCCAUGAUCAAGUUGUUGCAUCUCUUACUAGCUCUUUGGUCAUGUACAGUUGCGGACUGCUUCCUGCACCCUGCAACACAAAACUGCUCCGACGACACUCUGUGGUAUCGAUACCAGGCAGGGGAGACAAUAACUCUUCAGUGUCCGCUAGCUGCCGGGACAAGUUACGAAUACAUCCAGUGGACCAUGCACCUCACUCAGAUCAGUGUCUGCACCCUUGAGGACUCCCCCACUGCCUGGGUCUGUUCUCACAAUGAACUACCUGGCUGGCGGGUAUCUGCCUACAUCCAAGAUUCAAUCGUGACCUUGAACCUGUACGCUUUCCCCUCGGUUGCCAGCGAGAUAAUCCACGUGACCGGACGGCGUGGCAAUCAGUCCGAGUCACAACACAGAAUUCCCCCAGGCAAGGUCACCCCGUCUCUUGGAGUCUCCCCUAGUCCUCUCGUGCCGUCACGCAUGACUUCUCCGUCACUCAAGGCUGGGGCUGAACCUAACGACAAACUCGGCCACUCGAGCAAGAUGUCCGACAAGCGAGAUCCAAGUAAACAAGCAAACACGUCUACGUCUAAGAGAUCCUCAGCCAUAACGGAUAAAAUUACGUCUUUCUCUUCAAUGCUCGACGCAAUGGCUCAGAAGUCUGUACCCACCAACGUGAAAAAAGGGGCCUACGGUCAGACCAAUACUGUGACUCGAAGACGGGGAGACCGAAAGAAGACUAGCGGUAUAAGUCGUCGUUUUGCGAACUCGCCGUGUGGUGAUAUCCCCAGACAACUUGUUCCUGGUGCUGGCAGAUCUGCUCCUUUUCUUCACAAAUCCUCUGCUCAACGGACAAAAGAAAGCAAGGAUGCACAUGCGCAGCAGGCCUUCGGAGACGACGUUUUGCUCUGUUCUUUUUGUCCUUUUGAAGUAUAUUCGGAGUCUGGGAUAUCGUGCCGAGCCGUGGACCUUGAGGUAGACAUUCUCACGGUGGACUGUGCUCUGGAAUCUUCCUUCUCCUCUCCGAUCUGUGAACUCGCCAUUGUUCCUGAGCAGCCCAGCAAACAGAGAGACGCUCGUGCGACAAACAGUCUGAGAGAGGCUGUCCUUGACCCCGCGUCACAGCUCUAUCACUGCCUGUUGACAGGACGCAUGAGUGAGGGGCGGGCCAGGUACAGCGUCAUCGUGAUGGAUAGGUGGCAUCCGCGGACCCUGGUCACUCUUGUCACUUUUGAGUCGUCCAGUGUGAGGCUGGAGUCAGACUGCACACGUCACGUGUACCAGGGACAGGCGUACGUGCUCAGGGAGAGGACUGCUCGCUGCACGUGCACAGCCACAGGCGGGAUGCCUCCAAGCGGCAUUGCACGUUGGCUCAAGGCAUAUUGGGGAUUUGCGACUGAAACAAACACAUCUAGCAGCACAUUGCAGAUCCCGUGGCAAGCCGGUAAAUACGUUCAUCAUACAAGUUAACCAGAAGUUGUCUUUAUUUGAAAUCCGAAACCGACGAAUGCACUGUAGACUUUUAUACAUCUUCAAGGAACCCAGCGUAACGUGUUCACUUUAUUUGCAUUUGUAUUGCAUCUGUGAAACAUCAUGUUUUCUGAUGAAAGAACAGAUCAAGUCUGCAUCGAACCAAAAACCUUAAUUGUACCUUAUUAAAAGGAUCUGUCUCACUUAAACCCAUUUGUGAGCGUGAGGACUUAAGCUUGGCAUUGUUCGAGACUGUCUCGGGAUCUUUGGUUGG
Messenger RNA from Aplysia californica (California sea hare), 1874 nucleotides. RefSeq lists its product as uncharacterized. The record is from RefSeq and is a predicted model, not a curated record. The transcript has 7 exons. Lineage: Eukaryota; Metazoa; Mollusca; Gastropoda; Aplysiida; Aplysiidae. The coding region runs from base 158 to 1600 and encodes 480 amino acids.